UCAGACGUGUUCCUCGAGCGUGUUUUAGACGAAAGAUUUGUAACAAAAAUUUAAAAGGACUCCAACCAAACAGCGGAAAAAAACUCAACAAAUUUUGUGCAAUAAACAAAAAAACGGAGAUUUAAAUUAACUGAAAAUCAAUUUUUAUUGUUCGGAACUUCUAAUCGUUCGAAGUUCGAGUAAAAAACAUGCGAAUAGUUGCAUAAAUUAUUGGAAGUCUCUACAAAUACAAACAACAAUUCCUUCUACAUUAUUAUUAUUAUUCAUAUUAAUAAGAAAAAAAACGAAACAGUAAUAAAAAGGUGAAUGAAGAAACUAUUUUGUGAGGUAUACGAGUGUAUUAGUGCAAAUAAUUGUGGUCGAACCAUCAAAACAAUGCUGGAAAAGUUCGUUUUUAUUUGAAAUUCGAGUAGAAGAUCAAAGAAAUUCUAAAAAAAAUAAAUUUCAAUAAAUAUUCAUUAAAAAAAUCAAAGUUUAAGUGAAAAAUUACGUAAAAAACCCAUAAAAAUAAUAAAUUUAAUACUCAGAAAUACAAAAAAAAAAAUUAAACAACCACUACCAGUGUACAUUCUUGAUCCGUUAAGGCCAUUCUUGAAUACAAAUUGAUCGUACCCAAGUGCGUUUGUGUUAGUGCGAUCGUUUUAUUUUAUUUACCUACCUACCCGAUAAAAAUCUAACCAGAAAGGUGUUUGUGUAUGAGUUAAUAAUUUUUUUAAAAAAUGCAGUAAAAAGACAAAGGUAGAAGAAAAUAAAGAAGUUGCGCGUGUAUUUGUGUUGAUUCAGAGGAAUUUCAUCAAAACUUCCCAUCAUUUCAAACUUGGAGGAAUUUUCACAUGAAAUCAUCACACAACGCGAUAAUUAAGUGGAUUAAUUAAAAAGAGUUAAAUGUCAACAAUGAACCGAGUGUUGAAAAAUCUGAAAAAAUAAAAAAAAAUCGCCAUUAUUGCUAUCGAACGUAAAACAAAUAAUAGAUUAAAAAUGGAGGAGUCGGAGAGGCUCUUCGUCACGCGGAAUAGAAUAAACAAAUUUAUUUGGAUAACUUUUUGUCUGGCGUUAAUUCAUUCUACAGUUGCAGAAAACAAUGCAAUCCAGCCGCCUCGAUUCACAACGCAACCGUCGUCGUCGUCAGCGAUGGUGCAAGAAGGACGCACGAAGAUUCUGCAAUGCUUCGCUCUUGGCUACCCCCAACCGAUGUACAAAUGGCUCAAAAACGGCGAAUCCAUCACGCAUUUCAGCAGCAACCAGUACCAUCGUAUCAACAAUGUGCAACGAAACGAUUCGGGAUCAUACAAAUGUCUCGCCAAAAACGAAGCUGGAACAAUUUUCAGUGAAAAAAUCGACGUAACUGUCGCUUACAUGGGCACCUUUGACGAUCUCACGGAACGAACGAUCUCCGUCGAAGCAGGAAAAGCAGCUGUCAUUGAUUUGUCGCCAAUUGACUCGAUUCCGGCGCCAAGUGUGACUUGGAUGACUGACGAGGGGGCACUUUAUGACAUCAAAUAUGCCGUGACGUCGAAGAAUCAACUUGUAAUUUUGAGCGUGGAUGAUGGCGAUCAGAAAAGUUAUCGAGCACGUGCAAUAAAUGCGCAACUUGGCAAAGAAGAGAAUUCAGCAUUUGUUCGUUUGAACGUCAGCGGAGGGGAUUUCUUCUCAGAUAUUGCUCCGGAAAUCAUCGUUCAUCCAGAAUCGAAGAAAUUAGUGAAAGGCGAGGAGAUUUAUGAACUUCAAUGUAUCACAAAUGCUCGCCCGUUGCACGAAUUAGAGACUUUGUGGAUGAAAGACGGGAUUUUAAUCGAAAAUGCGGGAAUUUCUUACACUUUAAAUGACCCAUGGAAUCGAACUUUGGCACUUUUACAUGCAAAUCUCACUCACACGGGCGAAUAUACGUGUCAAGUUCGUCUCCGAAGCGGCGGAUUUCCAACUGUGACAUCCACAGCAAUCAUCAGCGUGCUUGAAUCGCCGACAUUUUUCACUCCCUUGCGAACAGAAACGUUAGCAGAAUUCGGACAACAACUAACUUUGCCAUGUGACGUCAUUGGAUCGCCCGUUCCUCAUGUCACGUGGUUCAAAAAUGCCGAAGCCCUGGAUUUAACAACGGACAAGUACAAAGUUCAGGAGGAUAAUUCACUUCUCAUCAAAAAAGUCGACUCUUCGGCAAUGUUUCAAUGUCUGGCUUCCAAUUCAGCAGGAGAAAAAUCCUCCUAUACAUGGGUUCGAGUGAAAACUUCAAUGCCCAUAAUGGAGAUUUAUCCGCAAAAUGUGACUGCCUUAGAUGGCAAAGAAGCAACUAUCACGUGUCGUGCUUUUGGAGCUCCAAAUCCGAAUGUCACAUGGAUUUACAAUAAAACCAACAGCAUUGAACCUUCUGGGCGUCUUCAAAUCUUGGAAUCGGGCGAUUUGCUCAUCUCGAAUGUUCGCAAAGAAGAUGCCGGUUUUUACAUGUGCAUCCGUUCAAACGAAGCGGGAAGUGUCGAAGGCGAAGCUUACCUCACUGUGAUGGUUCGCACUCAAAUUAUUCAACCGCCUGUCGAUACGGUUGUCCUUCUUGGUCACAUUGCGUCGCUUCAGUGCAAAGUUUCGAGUGAUCCGAAUGUUCCCUUCAACAUUGAUUGGUUCCGUGCGAAUUCAGCGUCUCCCAUCACGAAUAGUCAACGCGUUGGCACAAAAGCUGACGGCACGUUGGAAAUUCAGGCAGUUCGAGCUUCGGAUGUCGGGGAAUAUAUUUGCAUGGUGACGUCGCCAGGAGGAAAUGAAACGAGAUCCGCUACUUUGGGAGUGAUUGAAUUGCCUUUUGCUCCGACAAAUGUUCGUGCGGAAAGAAUGGUAGGACAACGAGGCGUCAAUAUCUCAUGGACUCCGGGAUUUGAUGGAAAUAGUGACAUUAUUAAGUUUAUUAUUCAACGAAGAGAGGUUUCCGAAUUAGAUAUUUUUACAGGACCGAUUCCAGAUCCGCUGUUAAAUUGGGUAACGGAAGUCAGUAAUGUCUCGUCAUCGAAGCGGUUUAUGCUUUUGUACAACUUGAAGGCAGCUACAGCUUACCAAUUCAGAGUGAGCGCCGUCAACCGCGUAGGAGAAGGAUCCCCUUCCGAACCGAGCAACAUCAUUACUUUACCUCAAGAGAGUCCUACUGGCCCUCCCGUUGGUUUUGUGGGCUCUGCCAGAUCCCAAUCUGAGAUUAUCACGCAAUGGCAACCGCCUUUAGAAGAACAUCGCAAUGGCAUAAUUCAAGGUUACAUCAUCCGAUAUCGCUUGUUCGGCUAUAACAACAUGGAAUGGACUUAUCGUAACAUCACUAACGAAGCUCAACGAAACUAUUUGAUCCAAGAUUUAAUUACAUGGAAAGAUUAUUUGAUCCAAAUUGCGGCUUAUAACAACAUCGGAGUCGGCGUUUAUACAGAAGGAGCAAAAAUUAAAACGAAAGAAGGAAUUCCCGAAGCUCCUCCAACAAACGUUAAAGUAAAAACAAUUAAUUCAACAGCGAUUCAAGUUUGGUGGAAACCUCCGAAUCCCCAACAAAUCAACGGAUUAAAUCAAGGUUACAAGAUCCAAGCGUGGCAAUAUGAGACAAAACACGGCGAAUUACAUGAAAUUGAAUCUCGUAUGAUGGCAGUACCUCCUUCGCUACUCGAUCCUUUAGCGGAACAAACAGCAAUCAUGACAGACUUGCAAAAAUUCACAAAAUACAACAUCACAGUGUUAUGUUUCACUGACCCAGGUGACGGUUUAAAAAGUUUGCCCAUUGAAAUCCGCACUGCUGAAGACACCCCCGACGAAGUUUUGAACCUGAAAUUCGACGAUGUCUCCGAUCGUGCGUUAAAGGUACGUUGGAACCCCCCAAAAUACCCAAAUGGCGUUUUAACCGGGUAUCAAGUCAAAUAUCAGAUCAAGGAAAAACCGGAAACGAUGAAAACGGUAAAUUUAACAGCUGACGUCACCCAAUUGGAUAUCACAGACCUCAUGGCGACGACAAAUUACCGUUUUGAGGUAAGCGCAUGGACCAAAGUCGGCAAAGGAAGUCCCAAAACGGCAACUAUUCAAUCGGGAAUUGAACCUGUCUUGCCAAUGCCGCCGUAUCAGCUCGCUUUGUCAAAUAUCGAAGCAUUUUCGGUUGUAAUUCAAUUCACCCCCGGCUUCGAUGGAAAUUCUUCGAUCACAAAAUGGAUCGUUGAAGCACAAACCGCACGAAAUGUCACGUGGUUCAACGUUUACGAGGUUUACGAUCCCGAAGCAACCACUUUGCAUGUGCAAAAUUUGGAGCCAUUCACCCCAUAUCGCCUUCGGGUGUUCGCCCAAAACGUCGUUGGUACGUCAGAACCUUCCGAACCGACAAAAGACUUCCAAACUAUUCAAGCGAGACCGAAACACGCCCCAUGGAAUGUCACAGUUCGUGCUAUGUCAGCGACGGAGCUUCGUGUCAGAUGGAUUCCUCUUCAACAAUCCGAAUGGUAUGGCAACCCAAAGGGGUAUAACAUCACCUACGUUCGUUCCGACAACGAAUCCCUUCAAACCCCGCUCAGUGUGAUGAUCGAAGACCCUACCGCCAACUCCCAUGUCUUGGAAAAUCUCGAAGAAUGGUCCACAUAUGAGGUUAUCAUGACAGCAUGUAAUGACGUCGGAGCUUCCAUCGAAAGUCCAAUCGCUUUGGAGAAAACACGUGAAUCUGUACCAUCCGAAGGUCCCGUUGGCGUCGAAGCAAAUGCAACUUCCAGUACUACAAUUGUCGUCAAAUGGGGUAAAGUACCGAAACAACAUCAAAAUGGCCAAAUUGAAGGAUACAAAGUUUUUUACGGAUCUGCUGGAAGAACGCCAAUUUUGUUCAAAGACAUCCCAAGUAACGUCACUUUUACGACAACCUUAACGGAAUUGAAGAAAUACGUCCGUUACGCCAUUCAAGUCUUGGCUUAUACGCGAUUAGGUGACGGCGCAUUAAGUUCCCUGCCUGUUAGGGUUCAAACUUUUGAAGAUACCCCCGGGGCUCCGUCAAAUGUGUCAUUUCCGGAUGUGUCAUUUUCAACCGCUCGCAUCAUUUGGGAUGUCCCUGAUGAGCCAAAUGGAGAAAUUCUCGCCUAUAAAGUCACUUAUUCGAUCAAAGGAUCGUCGAAUUUGAAUUUUACAAGAGAAUUCCCGCCUUCGGAUCGAACUUUUCGCUCCACACAACUUUUGGCUGAACGAUAUUACGUUUUUAGUGUCACAGCUCAAACGCGGCUUGGAUGGGGGAAGACCGCAUCAGUUUUGGUUUAUACAACCAACAAUAGGGAAAUUUCUCAGGCACCGUCGCAGCCUCAAGUGUCACGAAGUCAAGUACAAGCACAUCAAAUUACCUUCUCAUGGACCCCGGGACCUGAUGGAUUCGCUCCCUUGCGUUAUUAUACGGUUCAAUCGCGCGAAAAUGGCGGUCCGUGGCAAACAAUCCCGGAAAGAGUUGACCCGUUGUCGAUGUCUUACACGGCGGAAAGGUUAAAACCCUUCACUUUGUACCAAUUUCGGAUACAAGCAACGAAUGAUCUCGGUCCGUCGCCUUUUAGCAAGGAAAGUGCGGAGAUUAGAACUCUUCCAGCUGCUCCCUCGGGUGCUGUGAAGAACUUAAAAGUCAUCCCGAUAACAACUACAAGCGUGAGGGUCGAAUGGAUCCCGUUGGAAUUGAAUCUGUGGAAUGGCGACGAGCAAACGGGCGGAUAUCGAGUGCUUUUUCAACCAAUUUCGGACUUUCCCGCUACUUUACAGGCAACGCCGAAGGAAGAAGUGAUCGGAAUUGAGAAAAACACGUUAGAACUAACGGAUUUGACGCAAGAUAAAAAUUACGAAAUAAUCGUUUUGCCCUUCAAUUCGCAAGGAGAGGGUCCUCCAACACCUCCUGUUGCUGUUUAUGUCGGCGAAGCAGUGCCCACGGGUGAAGUUCGUGAUUUGGAAGCUGUUGCGGUCUCAAGUACGGAAGUUCGUCUCAAAUGGAAACCCCCGAAACAGAGUAUGCAAAACGGGAAAUUGCUUGGAUAUAAAAUUUUUUAUUUGGUUACGUAUUCGCCGCAAGAACCCGAGGAGGGAAGGAAGCAAGAAGAGGAGAUAGAAGUUGUUCCAGCUUCGUAUAGGUCGCAUAGUUUGGCGCUUUUGGAUAAAUUUACGGAAUAUCGGAUACAGAUUUUGGCGUUUAAUCCAGCGGGAGAUGGUCCGAGGUCGAAAGCGGUGAUUGCGAAAACGAUGCAAGGAUUGCCGGGGCCGCCGCAAAGGUUGAAAUUUAGUGAUAUUACGAUGAAUAGUUUGAAAGUCUCGUGGGAUCCGCCGAAGAAGCGAAAUGGCGAGAUUUUGGGAUAUAUUGUGACGUACGAAACGACGGAAGAUAAUGAAAAAUUCAGCAAACAAGUAAAACAAAAAGUCUCCGGCACAAGCCUCGUAAUCCAAAAUCUGGAAGAAGAAGUCACUUACACAUUCACUGUUCGUGCUCAAACGAUCGAUUACGGUCCCGCAAUUAGCGGCAAUAUCACAACAGGACCUCAAGACGGCUCUCCAAUCGCUCCAAAGGAACUUAUUUUAACGAAAGGCGUUGCAAGUGUCGACAUGAAUUGGGUCAACAGUCCCUCAGGCAAAGGUCCUGUGCUCGGUUACUACAUCGAAGCUAAAAAACGAGUCAAUACAAUCGAUGCUGAUAUGUAUGUUCAUUACGACACUCGAUGGGAAAUCGUCGCAAGAUCAACUUCCGGCCCCUUACAAGAGUUCACAGUGAGCUAUCAAAGCCUUCUUCCAUCAACAGUGUACAAAUUUCGAGUAAUCGCUUACAAUAAAUUCGGCAUUUCAUAUCCCGCUUAUUCAGAAACUGCGAUUUUGACGCCUUCUAAGCUGUAUUUGGAGUAUGGUUACUUGCAACACAAACCAUUUUACCGACAAACGUGGUUUAUGGUUGCUUUGGCAGCUACUUCUGUGGUCAUCAUUAUCAUGGUUAUCUCGAUUUUGUGUGUCAAGAGUAAAAGUUACAAAUAUAAACAAGAAGCACAAAAAACGCUCGAAGAAUCGAUGGCAAUGUCAAUUGAUGAACGACAAGAACUCGCAUUGGAGCUUUAUCGAUCAAGAAAUAACUUGAAUAGUGGUACAAUGUCAACUACAGGCACUCUAAGUCGUCGUCUUCAAGGCACUUUGAGUCGAAAAGUGCAACCCGCACCGCCAACUGUUCUUGGAAAGUCUCCGCCGAGACCCUCGCCUGCUUCUGUUGCAUAUCACAGUGACGAAGAAAGUCUCAAAUGUUACGAUGAGAACCCUGACGACAGUAGUGUCACUGAAAAACCAUCCGAAGUUAGUUCAAGUGACUCACAGGACUCCCAAAGCGAAGCAGAAAGUGUCCAUUCAGACCCGCAUUCUUUCGUAAAUCAUUACGCAAACGUCAAUGACUCUCUUCGUCAAUCGUGGAAGCGUCAGAAACCAGUGAGAAAUUACUCAAGCUACACAGAUUCCGAACCCGAAGGCAGCGGCGUCGUCAGUUUGAAUGGCGGACAAAUCGUAAUGAACAACAUGGCACGAUCUCGUGCUCCGCUGCCCGGUUUUUCAUCAUUCGUUUGACCUGCAGACAAAAUUUAACGUUUAACCAGCGAAUAUUUUUAAAUUAUUUCCUUAAAAAAAUUUUUACUUAAUUAAUUUAGACUUUUUUUUAAUGUUACGUGUUUAGUAAGUUCAUUGUGAUAUGUUUUUGUGUCCCAGAACUCGAUAAAUUUAACGUUUUAGGAUAAAUUUCGAAUAUUAGAUAAUCAAAUGAUAAUGGAUCGACUGAAUAAUUUUUACUGAUAAUUUCGUAAAUAUUUAAGAUGUGAUUAAUUAAGCAUAGAUUUUGUAUUUUAAAGAUAAGUUUUGUAUGUAUCGCAUUUAGUUGUAGCAAAAAAAAUGCAUUUUAUUCAGAAAAAUACUUAAAUCUAAC
Molecule: messenger RNA, 7897 nt
Organism: Culicoides brevitarsis
Lineage: Eukaryota; Metazoa; Arthropoda; Insecta; Diptera; Ceratopogonidae
Gene: sdk
Product: protein sidekick
Exons: 13
Coding region: 979-7545 (2188 amino acids)
Biological process (GO): cell-cell adhesion
Molecular function (GO): protein binding
Source: RefSeq, a predicted model, not a curated record